This is a messenger RNA of Patiria miniata (bat star), 3391 nucleotides long. RefSeq names its product protein EFR3 homolog B-like. Gene Ontology annotation, cellular component: plasma membrane. NCBI's taxonomy places the organism in Eukaryota, Metazoa, Echinodermata, Asteroidea, Valvatida, Asterinidae. The transcript has 21 exons. Gene Ontology annotation, biological process: protein localization to plasma membrane. The record is from RefSeq and is a predicted model, not a curated record. The coding region runs from base 277 to 2775 and encodes 832 amino acids.
AUUGUCAAUUGAGGGCGCUAUAACAGGCUCACAUCACGAAAGAUAAUGACAGCAUUAACAUUUUGCAUUUAAAAUAAUUAAAAUACUGGAGUAUCAGUCUGCUUUUGUUCAACUGUAGUCACUCACAUCUUCAUGAAUUAAUACGGAUGCCAAGAUGAUGUUGAUUUUGCCUCAGUAAGUUCUGCAGGGACAUGAGAAACGAGGGGCGUGAAUCUUGCACAAACUCCCCGUAUUGCCGUUCGAUUGCGUUGAACCAGUUCCGGGAAAACUAGAGCGAUGCCUGGGUGCUGUAACUGCCUGUCAUCAUGUAAGCCUCGGUACAAGCGUUUGGUGGACAGCAUAUUCCCAGCGGAUCCCGAGGAUGGCUUGGUGCGUAGUAACAUGGAGAAGCUGACUUUCUACGCCGUCUCUCAUAAUGAGAAACUGGAUCGUAUUGGAGGAUACCUGGCCCACCGACUGGACAGAGAUGUCUACCGACAGAGGAUUGGAUACGUAGUCAUCUCAAUGCAGGCUCUGGAUCAGCUCCUCCUGGCUUGCCACGCCCAGAGCCUGAAUCUCUUCGUGGAGAGUUUCCUCAGGAUGGUCCACAAGUUGCUAGAGUCCAACAUGCCUGAGCUGCAGAUACUUGGAACAAACUCAUUUGUGAAGUUUUCUCAGAUUGAGGAGGACACACCGUCUUACCAUCGCACCUACGAUUUCUUCAUCUCGAAGUUUGCCUCUAUGUGUCACAACAACAGCGACCACGCAGAAACAAGACGCAAAAUUCGUCUAGCUGGCCUCAAGGGCUUACAGGGUGUAGUGCGCAAGACAGUCAGCGACGAACUACAAGUUAAUAUCUGGGACACCACCUACAUGGACAAAAUUGUCCCUUCUUUUCUCUUCAACAUGAACGAGGGGUUCGACAGUCACGAGUCUCCAGUUCAUGAUCACCCAGAGGAGAAGCCUGAGGUGUUGGCUGAUUCCUGUCUUCGUGAUGUCAUGAGACGUGCAGCCUACGCAAACAUCCAUACAGUCAUCAAGCCUGUACUCAAACACCUAGACCUGCAUGAGUUGUGGGUGCCCAACAACUUUGCCAUUAAAGUCUUCAAAGGAAUCAUGUACUCCAUACAGUCCCAGUACCGCUAUGUCACGCCCCACUUUCUACUGCUCCACCUGGACGAGCACAUGAAGAACACGCCGAAGAUCAAACGCAGCAUCGUGGAGAUUCUCAAGGAGAUUGUGGCCAUCGCCGCAGAUGGCGCGGUGGGGCCCUCGGUCCUUGAGAUCUUCAACACCCUCUUGCGACACUUACGGAUGUCCGUGGACGAACGUCUGUCCGGGGGACAGGCAUCGUCCACUGACCGCUCGGCCUCUAGCUCCAAGAAGACAAAGCAGAAAUUUGAUGAGAACGAGGAGAUAUUAUUCGAGGAGGCAAUCAUUGACACGAUUGGUGCCUUUGCCAACAUCCUCCCUGAUUACCAGAAGAUUGAAAUCAUGAUGUUCAUCAUGGGCAAGGUUCCCAUGCCUAGAGACCGUAGCAGCACAGUACUACAGGAAGAGGAUCAUCCCCUAUCACUGGAACCCAAAGGGGAAGGAGACAUUCUUGUUCAGGACAUGCUUCUCAAGAGUUUAUUGGAGGUGGGCACAAAGUACACCACUGUCUCCAUGGCAACUACCUUCCCAGCAUCCUUCUUUCAGCCUCUUCUCAACAUGUCUGUCAUUACAAAUCCAGGUAUCCGUGUCAUUGUACAAGAGAUUCUCCACACGCUCAUUGACCGACGUGAUAACGUCAUCAAGCUAUAUGCGAACCGUGGUAUUGUCAAGAACAUCGCUGACCUCGAACUGAAAUGUGAAAAGGCUUCGCGGCAGGAUAUCAUGUUCAUGAGAAAGCACGGAGCAGAGUUCCAGUGGCACAUCUUUGAGAACCUGAUCCGGGUCAAGAACACCACCAAGAACUUUGUGGCCAUCUACUGCACCAUGGCGCUGCUGUGCGUGGAGCUUGGGACAGACGAUAUCCUGGUGGAUUUGGUCAAACUGGCCCUGGCUCUGCAGGAUCAUGCCUGCGACCCCAACUGCAAAAUGCCCCUGACUCACCUGUACGCUAUCCACAGCAUCGUCGCCCAGUACUUGAAUCUGAUUGGUCAGUUGACUGCCAUUCCGUCGUUGUGCCAGCACAUCUCCCAGGUCAUUGAGGAGAGACGCAAGAGCGCCCCCUAUCUUCUCCCGCCAAUAAGCGUGGAGGACAAAGUUCCGGCAACAAGUCCAAGAGGUGUGGCUCCCGACCUGCUUUUCCAUGUCGACAGCAUCAGCGAGGCGCUAGCCAGCAGCGGCCAUGAUGUCACGCGUCUCUCUCUUCCAUACAUCCAUGUUCAGGAACCACAAAAUGUUGACACUCGACCGAGGAGUUUGACGGAUGUUGGCUCCAUUAAUGUUGACUUUGAGCUACUCCACUCAUCACCAACAGCUGGACGGAAACGGCCGCCAGAGGAGGUGACCUUCGAGAGUUUGAAGCAGGUCUUGAUCAGCGGUAUAAACGACAGCUCGGCUGAAGACGAACGGCAGAAGAGGCUAGAUGUGCUUCAUAGCUUCCAGAACUCCACACUGGAUGAGCUAGCUGCGGCAGCGGACACCAGGAAUGAAAAAUGGCAGCAGAAGUUGAAUGAUAUUCUUGACACGGUAACAAAAAGCCCUCAGACACCAGCAGGAAGCCCCACCAGGCCUGAUCCCUCAACACCGCUACAGUUCCAAUCCAUCCCAACCUACGAGAUGAAAUUCCCAGAACUCUGCGUCUACUAACCUAACCGUCUCAGACCACGGAUCCUCUACACAAGGAUAAACAACUUCCCCAAAUUUCUGGUUAGACGCGUGAUACGGCACUUGCGCCUCGUGCGUGCACGUGCGCACAUGUGCGCGAGACUCGGCACGCAACUGUAGUCUUUUUGUGCUCAAAUUUCUGUCAGGACGCCAGCUGUCGGCGAUCAUGGCGGGCACGCAUUGUUCUACAUGUUCUAUGCGUUGUUCUAUGCCCGGAUGCGGCAUAUCACGCAUGCGGACAAUCCGUUCCGUACAUUUUGUACACAAGCUCAGAUGAGUCGUUUAUCCUUGUGUAGAGGAUCCGUGCUCAGACUCAGUUCUGGAGGAUUUUACUAUGGUCUCCGUGCACAAGUACCCCCUCAACGAUUACGGGAGAGUUGGGGGAGACCACUGGCAUACAUUGCCAACAGUGCCUGACGCUCAAGCGAAGAUGCUAUGCUUUGUGCACAUUCAGAUUAAAAUGAGUUGUGUGUACUUCGCGCCAUAUGCGUGCGAGUCAGUAUUGUUGAUGUACCCUAAUGUGGCGCGGCCCCUAACGUGGCGCACUUUGAUUUUUCGCCUGUAGCGCCUAGCUAGAGCAAAAGUUUUAACUGAAAUU